Notolabrus celidotus (New Zealand spotty) is the source of this 5115-nucleotide messenger RNA. RefSeq names its product phosphatase and actin regulator 4b (gene phactr4b). Gene Ontology annotation, biological process: neural crest cell migration; actin cytoskeleton organization. The record is from RefSeq and is a predicted model, not a curated record. Gene Ontology annotation, molecular function: actin binding. The transcript has 15 exons. Lineage: Eukaryota; Metazoa; Chordata; Actinopteri; Labriformes; Labridae. Bases 1160 to 3628 code for a protein of 822 amino acids.
ACUGGGGGUCCUCGGGGAGUGAAUGAGCCGCUGUGUCAGAGUUUGGAGGGAGGAUUUCUCUGCAGACAAUGACCUGAGUUACGCUCCAACUUAGCCCAUGCAAAACAAGCCGGUGUUACGAGCAGACUGCACGCUCAGAGUGCACAACUGCAUCAAACUAGCUUUGUUUUCUGCACAUCCUGGGUGUCGUGGGAUGCAUGUAUUGGCGCUGUAUUUCUGCUGAAAUCACUGCCACAGUUUUGCCAGCUGCAACUCCAUUUUUAGCUGAAAAAAUGCAUUGACGCCAGCACACAGGCGUCCAUGCACAACAAAGGAUGGUGUGAUCUCCAGGAUGUAGAUAGUGUGAGUCGAUGGUUGGAGUCGGAUGACUCUGUCAGUGGGAUGCAGCACCAAGGUCCGUAUGGCGUUUUUUCCAUUACGUUGCGUCACGCUGUGUGAAGAAUACAUUUCUAGACCUCUACAAGAGUGCAUUUGGAUUUGGACAGAAAAAGAGAUGCAGAAUUAAUCGUGCGUGUUGUCAAAUUGCAAAGCGGCAUCGACAUACUUGCUUUGAUUUAGAAGCGUAUUAUUUCACAAUAGUUUCAAGGAGGAUCAUUUAAGCCUACGUUUCCGAAAUAAUAAAUAACUAAUUUAAAACAUGGUUCAUAAAUGUUCUUUAGGAAUUGUCUGCAUCUACGUGUAAAGCUACAUUUAGAGUGAAAUAUCACUAACAACAAUCAGUGCAUGCAGAGAAAGUCAACCUAAUGCAUCUUAAUAUGCAAAAACGUCGCAGAAUGCGUUUUAUUGAAAUGCUUCUAUUGUGAAAUCUACUACCGGAAAUAGUUGUAAGGAUUGCGGCGGGUUUGACACCUUCACUCAUCAGCAUCUUGAGUCCACUGGCGCGAGAUCCGCUCCUGGUGGAAGGAGGCAGGUCUGUGUAGAAAUCAUCCCUCACACAGCUUCUCCUCCUCCUGACGGGAGAGACAUGCUGCUCUUCAUCUGAUGCUUUUCACACGAUACACCGAAUCAACCUCUCAGGGGUUAAGAUGGGUGGAGGCCACCUUUAGCAUGCUGGAGACCUGAAAUCUACUGCUCUACUGCUGCUGAGGACCUCAACCACCCCAACCCCACCCAUGACUUUCUAUAGUGACCCGUUGGUUGAUGUGCCUCAAACUCUGUAAUGGAAAAUCGUGAUGAUGAUGCUGAGCAGCACCACAGCACAAUGGUGGGAGAGGGGGGCAGCACGGGGGACAGCACCCCGAAGCGCAAGGGCAAGUUCUCUACCCUCGGCAAGAUCUUCAAGCCCUGGAAGUGGAGGAAGAAGAAAAGCAGCGACAAGUUCAAGGAGACUUCAGAAGAGCUGGAGAGGAAGAUGUCGACGAGGCGUACACGGCAGGAACUCAUAGAACAGGGAGUGCUGAAGGAGGUCCCGGACAACGAUGCAGACAUCCACACCUUGAAGCAGGCUUAUGUGAAGAACGGUCACACUCUGCCACUGAGCUCUGGACUAGGAGGAGGCGGUGUCGGUGGUGUCAGGAGCCCAUGCAACCAGGGCAAACUCUGCUCUGAGUCGGACUAUAGGAUGAACCCGGCCUGGCUCACCCAGCCAGAUGACCGCAGGGGUCGCUCUCCCUCGGACGGAGAACGCCGGGGAGCUCCGUGCUCCAGAGGCACAGGACUGCAUGAAGAUGGGUGGAGAGGGGGAGGGUCACGAGGACAUGUUCAGGGUGAAUGGAAACCUAACAUGGUCUGGCAGGGCCAGAUUCAUGGCCAGAUGGAGGACUGCAGACGUGGGGGGAGACUUCACCCAGAGGAUGGGCAUAAGAGACCCGGGCUACAGAAGGCCCCGUCAGAGGACUGCAGGAGGAGUCGACCAGAAGCGGACUGGAAACCUACACUCCCUCGACAUGCAUCUGCUGAGGAGGGAAGAGCUCACAGAGAGUCAGAGAGCCAUUUCAUCCCCGACCCAGAAGCCCUGCGGGACACCCUGCGUGAACCUCUGCCACCUAAACAGUCUGUCAUGCCUCCAAAAUGGCUCAUGACCUCACCCGCUGAGCCUGGCAGCAAAGGUCCACCUCGCACUCCCUCCAACCACCCCACAAACCAGUACUCCUCCCCCUCCGGCACCUCAAAACCUGUCCGGUCUAUCUCCUCUGCUGGCGCAUCCACCCAACAGUGUUCAUCUUUAGCCCCGACCUCCACCUCUCAGGGUGCCAAGCAGCCCCCUCUGCCUCCACCCAAGCCUGUGAACCGGGGCAACACUACCAUGCUGGGUGACUUCACUCAAGGGGGAGCCAGCCUUGUGCCAGCCAAGCCGUCUCCUCCGAUGCCUCCAAAGAGGACCACUCCCGUCACCAAACGCAUCACAGAGGACCCCUCUGCUUCGCAUCCCAUCAACCCCUCACCAUUCUCUAUGGAAGACCACAGAGACCUCUCUAUGGCCUUCCAGCUGCCUCCCCCUCCUCCGUCCCCUCCCUUGCCAACACACAUACCACCGUCUCCCCCACGCCAACACAUACACUCCCACCACCUCCACCAUCAGCACUCCUACCCCCACCCACUGCCUCAGCCCAUACCUAUGCUGUUUGACCCUCCAAGCCCAACCAAUGAGUCUCCUCAGCGGCCGGCUCCUGUCCCACUUCAUAUCAUGAUCCAGCGAGCCUUGUCCAGUCCCGGCCCCGCCCAGCCGCAUCCAGACGGAUCACAGAGAGCGCACACACUACUUUUCGAAACACCUCAAGAGUACCACGGAGAUCGUGGUCGUCCCCUUCCUGUCAGCAUCCAACCUCUGAAACUAUCUGAGGAUGACUAUUCAGAGGAAGAAGACGAAGAGGAAGAUGAUGAGGAAGAGGAAGAGUAUGAUGGUGAGAUUCCCCAGCCAGAGCUGGAGCCUCGGAGUCGCCGAUGCUUGGUGGGAGACGCAGGUGUUUGUGUUAUCCCAGGGGGAAACAGCAGUGAGGAGGAGGAGGAUGAGGAGGAAGAAGAAGAGGACGAUGAGGACAGAGAUCAUGACAUGCAUGGGGAUGACAGCGACUCGGAAGGUCCUGUGAUUUAUAAAGAUGAUAACUCAGAUGAAGAUGACGAGGAUGAGCCCCCUCUAAGCGCUUUGGCCAGCAGGGUCAGAAGGAAGGACACCUUGGCUCUGAAGCUGAGCAGCCGUCCCUCUGCCCCAGACCGGGACAGGUUCACCCAUGACAGGAUCUGCAGGGACGACCAGCCUCCAGGACAGACCGGCCUCACCUGGCAGAGCAGGGAGCAGUGGGAGGCCAUUCGCACACAAAUCGGAACUGCACUCACAAGGCGACUUAGCCAGAGACCCACUGUAGAGGAGCUGGAGCAAAGAAACAUCCUUCAGCCCAAAAACCAGGCUGACAGACAGGCUGAGGUUCGAGAGAUUAAGCGGCGGCUGACCCGGAAGCUAAGUCAAAGACCCACAGUUGCAGAACUACAGGCAAGAAAAAUCCUGCGAUUCCACGAGUACGUGGAAGUUACAGACGCCCAAGACUAUGAUCGCAGAGCAGACAAGCCAUGGACUAAGCUGACUCCCGCUGACAAGGCGGCUAUCCGGAAGGAGCUCAACGACUAUAAGAGCACUGAAAUGGAGGUCCACGAAGAGAGCAGAAUAUACACAAGGUUUCACCGGCCUUAGACUCCACCCUCUCCCCGGAUAUGAAGCACUUAAAAAUCGGAGUCCAAAAGCUGCUUCCUAUGCAGACAGACUUUUACGUUUCCAGAAUGUAAUGUACAGUUAAUCAGGGAAGCCUAGAACUGACUGAAACAAGGAUGCUUCUUGUUGCCCUCCAUCGUCCUCCCACUCCAUUGCUUACACUAAACUGAGGAGGUGGUGGGUGAGGACCAGAUGCAGUAUUUCUCCCGGUCGACAGGGGGAACCACGUGCCAAUGAAGAGGAGAAGAGGUAGAGGACCUACAGGGCUUACUCUCAGUCUGCUGUUAUGUGGUACCCCUCAGGGACUUGGAUCUAGUUACAACCUUUAAUGCGGCCUCAUUCUGUGUUGCCUUUUUUUCUGAACUGUAUAUGGAAAAGCUCAUUCAUCUUGUUAAUGUAAUAACAUACAAUAAUAAUAGUAAUAAUAAUGAUGAUGACUUGUGAUACUCCACGCAGUAAUAAUAGAUAAGAGAAAAACAGGGAGAGCGGCCUGGAGGAUGAAGACUGGGAUAUUCUGCUAUAGGACUGGACAUCUCUGGGAUAUUGUGUAUGUUUUAUAAAAUUGUGUACAGACUGCUAUUGUUAUACUUUAGAAUGACAUUUGGAAAGGUCUAAUUACAAAAUAUUCUGUGACGCACAAAAUAUUUUUAUUGUAAUUUUGAUCACGAGUGGUGACAGAUUUUAUUUGAGCCUUUUUAUAAUUUGGCUUGCCUGUAUUUAUGGUUGUGAUGUGAGGUGGCCAUUUAAGCGUCAGUUUAGAUAUAGAGAUGUGUAAAGGUCAGGAGGCUGUUGGUGGGUUUUUUUUUUGUGUGCCAACAUACCCAAUGCCUAAAGGACUUAAGGAUACUAGUCCUGCAUACCACUAAUUUCUGCAAUCCACUGCAUGAGCCAACACAGAAUCCAAUGCCACAGGAUCUGGAUCUUCUCUUCUUUUAUACUUUUUUUUUAUGAGUUUUGUACUUCCCUUUAAAGAUUAAACAAUACAAUGCAUUCUGUAGCCAUCUGGAAUAAGGUCAAGCUUGAUAGUUACAUGUAAGUUACGGUUGGUGUAGAUCAGGGAUCAUCCAAAAAAUCAGAAAAUGUAUAAACGGUCAACGGGGUCAUAUUGGCUGGAGCCUUUUGAAACUGCAGAAGUGUUUUAUCUAUUGUUGUCUGGCCAGUAGCUUACAGGGUUCUCUCUUUAUGCUGUGUACAGGUUAAUAUAGAUUUAACUGAUGCUUGUGUAUAUCUUGUCUUCCUUUCAUUUAAAAAGAAAAUGUUAAAUAUAAAAGUAUUAUAGGUUGCUAUUUUUUUAAGCACAAAAUAUUAGUUGAUGAUUAAAACGCUACAAGAAUGGGAAUAUGAAAGUGUAUCUUUUCUGUAAAACUUAGUUUGUUUUUAAUUGAAUGUGGAAUUGUAUGGACUGAAUUUCCUUUUUAUUUGUAAAUAGUCACACCUGGAUCUAAUUAAACUAAUUACAAUUCCUUGAA